AUGUCAGGUCUUGCUUCAGACGUCAGGUCUUGCUUCAGACGUCAGGUCUCGCUUCAGACGUCAGGUCUCGGCUUCAGACGUCAGGUCUCGCUUCAGACGUCAGGUCUCGCUUCAGACGUCAGGUCCUGCUUCAGACGUCAGGUCCUGCUUCAGACGUCAGGUCUUGCUUCAGACGUCAGUCACAUCUUGUCGGCGGUGGAGCGUCUGUCUCUGCGUCACACUGAACACAUGCAGCUUUACGGCAGUGAGCAGGGGAACCAGCAGCGUAUGAACGGCGUGGCCUGGAACCCAGACUUCAACACCUUCACCUGGGCCAUUGCCGACCGGAAAAGCAGCGUCCGGAUUCCCGCCUGUGUGAACCAGGGCAGGAGGGGGUACCUGGAAGACCGCCGCCCCUCCUCUGACUGUGACCCAUACCUGGUCUGCACCAUCCUGGUCCAGACCACUCUGCUCCACAGUUAG
This is a messenger RNA of Knipowitschia caucasica, 462 nucleotides long. The record is from the annotation of a GenBank genome assembly. Lineage: Eukaryota; Metazoa; Chordata; Actinopteri; Gobiiformes; Gobiidae.